UACAGUCUCAGAGGAGGGGCCGGAAGUGCUCCUGGGCGGACAGGGCGGCUGGCAGGCACGCAGGACUCCGCGGCGGCGAGACGCGGGGCCCGGGUGAUUUGCCUGAGUGAAAGGGAAGAGAACUCGGAGUACCCCGGCAACAGUUCCAAGCAUGCGUAGAGCUGACCGGCCCGGAGCCAGGAAAACCUAGAGACCGCGGUCGCGGGAAGAGGCCGGUGACUUCCCGGAAGAGGCGGGGCCGCUGGGAGAGGGCGCCGAAUUAGAAGUGCUUGUGUCGGCUUCCCGGGUCGGGGUGCCGCGUCCCAAACGUUAGUCUUUGCUUAACCAAAAAGGAAGAGGACUUUUCCUUUCCUUUCCUUUUUUUUUUUUUUUAAACUUUCCUUUUUAAAUUAUUUUUUGUUUUGGAAGAGGAAACUUGGAGGCAGCAGUAGUUAGGAUUCAGGCCGAACUAGUCAAUGACGGAAGGGCGUCUUCCAAAGCCAAGUGGAAAGGGUUGUCCGGCAGAUAAUCACCAGAAUGGGAGUGAAUGACUUGUGGCAAAUUUUGGAACCUGUUAAACAACACAUCCACUUGCAUAAUCUUUGUGGGAAAACCAUUGCAGUUGAUCUGAGUCUCUGGGUAUGUGAAGCACAGACAGUCAAAAAAAUGAUUGGAACAGUCAUGAAGCCCCACCUCAGGAACUUAUUUUUUCGUAUCUCUCAUUUGACGCUAAUGGAUGUAAAACUGGUGUUCGUUAUGGAAGGGGAACCCCCAAAGCUGAAAGCUGAUGUCAUAAGCAGAAGGAAUCAGAUUCGGUAUGGGCCUUCUGGAAAAACAUGGUCUCAGAAAACGGGGAGAUCACAUUUUAAAUCAGUCUUAAAAGAGUGCCUUGAUAUGCUGGAAUGCUUAGGAAUUCCCUGGGUCCAAGCCGCUGGGGAAGCAGAGGCCAUGUGUGCUUUUCUCAAUGCCAAUGGUUAUGUGGAUGGCUGCCUCACCAACGAUGGGGAUGCUUUCCUAUACGGAGCCCAGACCGUUUAUAGGAAUUUCACUAUGAAUACCAAGGAUCCACAUGUUGAUUGUUACACAAUGCCGUCGAUCAAGAGUAAACUAGGUUUGGAUAGAGAGACUCUGGUUGGACUGGCAGUACUACUUGGCUGUGAUUAUCUUCCCAAGGGAGUCCCUGGAGUCGGAAAAGAGCAAGCGUUAAAACUUAUACAGAGUUUGAAAGGGCAAAGUUUACUUCAAAGGUUUACUCAGUGGAUUGAAGAAUCUUGCUCUGAUCCACAACCCCUAGUUAUUAAAAAACCGGCCCAUUGUUCUGUGUGUUCCCAUCCAGGUUCACCUAAGGAUCAUGUACAUAAUGGCUGCAAACUGUGUGAAACUGAUCAAUAUUGCGAACCCCAUGAUUAUGAAUACUGCUGUCCUUGUGAGUGGCACCGUGCAGAGCAUCAUAGACAACUAAGUGCGGUAGAGAACAGCAUUAAGAAAAAAGCUUGCGGUUGUGAGGGAUUCCCAUUCUAUGAGGUUAUUCAAGAAUUCCUUUUGGACAAGGAUACAUUGGUGAAGGUUAUCAGGUACCAAAGACCUGAUUUAUUAUUGUUUCAGAGAUUUACUCUUGAAAAAAUGGAGUGGCCUAAUCACUAUGCAUGUGAGAAAUUGUUAGUGCUUUUGACCCACUAUGACAUGAUAGAAAGAAAGCUUGGUAAAAGGAAUUCUAAUCAACUACAGCCAAUUCGAAUUGUUAAGACCCGAAUCAGAAAUGGAAUUCGUUGCUUUGAAAUAGAAUGGGAAAAGCCUGAACAUUACACUAUGGAAGAUAAACAUGGAGAAUUGGUUCUAAAAACAGUAGAAGAAUUAUCAUUGUUUGAAGCAGCUUAUCCCGAGAUUGUUGCUGUUUACCAAAAUCAAAACUUGGAAAUGAAAGGGAAGAAACAGAAAAGCGUAAAAAUUAAGCAUAAAGAAGACAGUUGGCCGGAAUCAAAUAAUAUGAGUUUCCAGUCACAGAUGACUUUAAACCCCAUGUGUGACAUCUUUUCUAAGCAGAAUUCCAAGUUAAAUUUGGAAACUACCCCUCAUUGUACAUUAUCGCAGAAAUCUGUUUCUGCAUCACUGAAUAGCUUGCUUUUACCUGAAGAUACCCCUUGUUUGAAUACACGAGAACAUUUAAUAUCUUCUCCAAGGCCUUUGGCUAUGCAGCAAAUCCCAGCUGUCAGUAAGUCCCUAGUUCCAGAAUCUAGUCAACCUAGUACCUCAUCCUAUAACAUAUCGGCGAUUGCUGACCUACACUUAAGCACCAUUGACUGGGAAGGCACUUCUUUUAGUAAUUCUCCAGCUAUUCCAAGGAACACUUCCUCUCAUGGUUUAAAAUCAGAACUUGAGAGAGCCAUCCCUGAAAAUUUAAAAAAUAUCUCAGAACAGUCGUCAUAUGCAUCCGAAUGGUAUACCAGAAAUAUUAAGAAAGUGUUGGAUCGGGAUCUGCAGAAGAGUGAUACUGAAGAACAUCUGCUUUCUGGCAUUACUGAUUUACAUCUUGAGGAUUUGCCUUUAAAGGAACGAAUACGUAUAAAAUCAUCAUAUCCUCAGGAUAAUGCACAACCAAAUGUCGACCUGAGAACUUUGUCCCCAGUUACCAUAAAAGAAUCCUGUAUGGAUAAUGAUGGUUCUGAUUGUCCAUCACAUCUUUCAAAAGAUCUUCUAGGAAACCAUUUGCAAAAUGAGUCUAGAAAAUCUAAAGUUCUAAAAGGAGACCAGCUAUUUCAAGACAACUAUAAAGUGAAUACUUCUAUACCUUAUUCUGUCAAUAACCCAGUAAUAGUAAAGACCAGCAUUAGACCACCAAAUUCCGCUUUUGAUUAUAAUAGAAAAGCUGAUGUGCAAACCACUCAGAAAAGUGUAAUGAAGAAGAGCGUUUGCCUUGACAGUCUUUCCUCUGAUGAAGAAAGUGUCCCAGUGAUUGGGAAAGCUAAAUACACAACUCAAAACGUGAAGCCUCGUUCUCAGAAGCAUUACCCAGCCCAGUUCAAGAAAGAUGAUGUCAAGAAGUUGCAUAACCCUAAAAUACGUAUUAAAGAAACUGAACGGUGUGCCCAGGCUUAUGAAACAGCUGGAAAUGAAGAAGACUGUUUCCCAGAUGCAGCUAAAGGUUCUCUGAGUUUUCUACAGCGUCCUGAGGACAAAGGCGACCAUGGUACUUGUUUGGAUAGUCCUCUUCCUUUAUGUCAAAGAUUAAAACUAAGGUUCCAAAACUCUUCAAAUGGAAUUAAAAAUAUUUACGUAUAACUUAGUGUUUUAGCACCAUAAGCACUAGCAGAGGCAGAGACAAAACCUCUACAUUUGGCAUAAAAAUGUAAUGUGGCUCUGUAUGUCAUGAGAUACUUUCCAUUUUAAUUAAAAUUGUAAUAAAAAGCAUUACCUAAAACUUUGGUUUUAAAAGAUGAUCCUUGUGGUAAAAACUUCAGAUAACAUAAAUUUCUAAAACACUUUUGCCAUUCUUUAUAUCGUUCUUGAUUUUUCUUUAGUUAAAGCUUUAAAAUGUUAAUACAGUAGUAGCUAAAUGCUUCCUCUGCUCACUUUUACUCAUUUUGUUCAUAAACCUCUAAGGUUCGUUUGUUUGUUUAAAAUUUCAGCUUGUUUCCAUGAGGAUAACUCCCUGCCUACACUCACUCUCUCAAUGUCUUCUGAUGUACCUUUCCUGAGAGUUGUAUUUUCUGUCAAUAUGAAGAUGCAGGUAGUGUGCUCUUCUGGUUUGGGUAACCAUUCUUCUCAUGAAGGGCAAAAACGGAAAAGGAGAAAGAUGCUCGAUAGAAGUAGUAAAAAUUAGGGUUGUAAUGGCUGACUAAACUAAGGAAGGCUACUUCUUACAUAACCCCAGGAGUUCCCAGUAUACCCAAUGGAAAAAGGUCUGCAAAAUAGAAUGUAUAAUGAGAACAGACUUAGAAAUUUGCUCAGGAUCACACAACUAAUUAAUAAAGGCAUGGGAACCAGAGUUCCUUCCUCCAAUUUAUUGGCUUUUCUGUUUUCUUUUUUCUUUCUAUAGCACUUUAUUUCCUUUCGUUUUUAAAAAAAUGAAAAUGAAUAUGUACAAUAUGAACUUCAAUAACUCUUUUUUGAAUUUUUUUUAUGUAAAAACUCUUAAAGUUUUACAUAAAUUUAUUUAACAUUCAAGAACUCUAGAGGUAACCAGAUUGGAAAGCAAAAAGUAAAACUGUUGUUAUUUGCAAGAUGACAAGAUCUUGUAUAUACAAAAUUCUAAUGAACCCAGUAAAAACUAUUAGAACCAAUAAAUGAGUUCAGCAAGGUUUCAAGAUACAGGAUCAAUAUACACACAUCAGUUAUAUUCCUAUAUAUCCACAGUGAAUAAUACUAAAUGAAAUUAAGAAAAUUCUGUUCACAAUAGCAUCAAAAAGGAUAAAAUACUUUGGAAUUAAUUUA
Hyaena hyaena (striped hyena) is the source of this 4410-nucleotide messenger RNA. RefSeq names its product GEN1 Holliday junction 5' flap endonuclease (gene GEN1). Gene Ontology annotation, molecular function: four-way junction DNA binding; 5'-flap endonuclease activity. Lineage: Eukaryota; Metazoa; Chordata; Mammalia; Carnivora; Hyaenidae. Bases 517 to 3258 code for a protein of 913 amino acids. The record is from RefSeq and is a predicted model, not a curated record. The transcript is spliced from 14 exons.